AGAAUUACGAGGAAGGAAUGAAUGCUGAUAUUUAACAACUCCUUUGUUAAGGAACGACGGUCAACGCAAGUGCUUGAACAGUGAAGUUUAAUGGCGUAUGGUGAUCCAUAAAAACUCCCACUCAAUCAAAUUCCAAAAACCCUUCUCUUCCAAUGAAGAAUCACAAUAUCAUAUUCUUCACCAACUGCAAUUUCCCUAAACCCUUUUCGCUUCUCAAUUUAAUUUCAUCAUUUUCGCUGUUCUUCCUCCUCUCUCUGUUUCUCCAACCCGUUUCUUCUUCUUCUUCUUCUUCUUUGAUUAACAAUCCUCCUCCGCUUCCCAUUCUUCCCAUCCCCUCCGCUAGUCAGAUCCAAUGGCAACUCGGAAACAUGGCUCUAUUCCUUCAUUUUGGCCCCAACACCUUCACUGAUUCCGAAUGGGGAACUGGCCACGUUCAUCCAUCUGUUUUCAACCCCAUCAAUCUCGAUGCUGCUCAAUGGGUCCGAGUCGCCAAGGACGCCGGGUUUUCUCGUAUCAUUCUCACUGCGAAGCAUCACGAUGGGUUCUGCUUGUGGCCGUCGGAGUAUACAAAUUAUUCAGUGAGCUCGAGUCCUUGGAGAAAUGGCAAAGGAGAUGUGGUUGGGGAACUCGCCAAGGCUGCUAAAGAAGCGGGACUUGGAUUGGGCCUCUAUCUGUCUCCAUGGGAUCGUCACGAGUCAUGUUAUGGUAAAACUCUGGAAUAUAAUGAAUUCUAUCUUGGGCAAAUGACUGAAUUGCUUACAAGGUAUGGAGAGAUCAAGGAAGUGUGGUUGGAUGGUGCAAAAGGGGAGGGUGAGAAGGACAUGGAGUAUUUCUUUGAUUCUUGGUUUAGUUUAAUUCAUCAGCUUCAACCAGGGGCUGUCAUUUUCUCCGACGCUGGUCCCGAUUGUCGGUGGAUCGGUGACGAAGCUGGUGUUGCAAAGCCUACUUGUUGGUCUCUUUUUAACUCCAGUUCUGCGAAGAUUGGUGGCACUGAUUCUCGAUACUCUGGGGAAGGUGACCCAUACGGCCAUGACUGGAUUCCAGCUGAGUGUGAUGUCUCAAUAAGGCCUGGUUGGUUUUGGCAUCCAUCAGAAGUUCCAAAAUCUGCAAGAACUCUUCUUGAUAUAUAUUACAAAUCCGCUGGAAGAAACUGUCUCUUGUUGCUAAAUGUACCACCAAAUUCCUCUGGUUUAAUAUCAGAUGAAGAUGUACAAGUACUUCAAGAAUUCACCAUGAUUCGAGACUCCAUUUUCUCCUACAAUUUGGCUGAAAAUGCUCUUGUCGAUGGUAGCAGUACGCGAGGAGAUGACGAAGAUGUCCGCUUCACCCCCGCCAAUGUCCUCAAGGAAGGUAUUUACACUUACUGGGCUCCUGCUGAGAACCAACCCACCUGGGCAUUGUAUUUAAACCUUCAAGAUUUUAUAUCUUUCAAUGUGCUGCUUAUUCAAGAACCAAUUCACAUGGGACAAAGGAUUAUUGAAUUUCAUUUUGAUAUUCUGAAUGAUGAGGGAGUUUGGAGUACAGUGGUGACAGGCACCACAGUGGGAUACCGAAGAAUUCUAAGAUUUCCAGCUGUAGAAUCUCAGUUUUUGAGACUUGUUAUUGAGAAGUCAAGGGCUGAUCCCCUCGUUUCUUAUUUGGGGAUUCAUUUGGACAACUUCUCUCACUUGGAUAGUCAUUUGGACAAGACGAGCAUCAACGGCAGUGAAAUCCGUCGACAGAUUACCCUAAACAAUUCUGAGAUUUCUGCUGUAUAAUACUUGUAACGAUUUCUUAUCAAAUUUGUAUCGAACAUUGUUUUCAUUCCAUUGAAAUCAACACAAAAGCUGCAACUAUGGCAGGCUUGUUGAUGCUAUUAAGCAUUA
Molecule: messenger RNA, 1865 nt
Organism: Cucumis sativus (cucumber)
Lineage: Eukaryota; Viridiplantae; Streptophyta; Magnoliopsida; Cucurbitales; Cucurbitaceae
Product: alpha-L-fucosidase 1
Exons: 3
Coding region: 153-1757 (534 amino acids)
Biological process (GO): glycoside catabolic process; fucose metabolic process
Cellular component (GO): lysosome
Molecular function (GO): alpha-L-fucosidase activity
Source: RefSeq, a predicted model, not a curated record